GUUCAUAACUAUUUUCCGUGUGUAGUUGAGUUUCACCGCUGAGAAGAAUCUAUAGGGACCCUCACAUCCACAGGUGUCCUGAGAAGAGGAGGCAUAACAUUUAUUACACCAAUUUUAUAUUCUUUUUAAUUUACUACAAUUAGUGUUUUUUUAAUCAAAUAUUUUACUCAUAAACAAGUACUUAGUACGCAAGUAGUAACAGUGUUAUUUGUCUCUUGAUCUCUCUCUUUGAUUGCUUUGAAGUUAUCACUUCCAUAUUACUACACUACUAAUGGUCCCACCGACUCUUGUCUUCAUUUCCGAUCUGAGUCGGAUCUAAUCUCUUCUUCUUCUUCCUCGUGUUCAUCUUUCUCUCUCUCUCUCACUCUUGUUAAAUCUGCAUUUAAGAUUUUUUUCUGCUGAGUGAACCAAAAUUAUUUAUUAGUUUUCAUUAUUGACAAGUCUUCCCCUUUUUUGUUCAAAGUCUUCAACUUUGAAAAGAUAUUGGUUUUUUUACUUUAGAGAACUGUUUGUCCACUGGAAGCAGCAAGCUUGAAAAAGGUGGAUCAUCAUUGGGAAUUUAACAACAAUUUUGUGUUGUGGGUUAUCUUCACUUUUCUGGUUCUUGUACUGAACAUUAAUGGGGGAUAUGCAAGUUGGUGUUGCCACUAUUGACGAUAAGGGAUUUUAUGGCUUGAUGGAGGAUAAUCCGGUAAACGCGGUGGCUUCAUCGAAUCCGAGCCUGCAAGUGUCGGUUUCAUUUGGUAGGUUUGAGAAUGAUUCACUUUCAUGGGAGAAGUUCUCAGCUUUCUCUCCAAACAAGUACUUGGAGGAAGUUGGAAAGUGUGCUACUCCAGGAUCAGUUGCUCAAAAGAAGGCUUAUUUUGAAGCUCAUUAUAAGAAGAUUGCUGAGAGGAAAGCUGAGAUCAUUGAUCAGGAGAAACAAAUGGAUAAAAAUGCAUCUUUUAGAUCUAUUGUUUCAGAUCAAGGGAGUGUGGAACGCGAAAAUGGCGGGUUGGUGGUAGAUUCUGAGGUUGAUGAUGGAUCUAAUGGGCAAUUUACUUGUGAUGAAGAUAAACAUGUGACUGACAUUGCUGCUGAAGUGAAUGAACUGAGUUUUGAUGAGAGUAAUGAAGAAACAAUCGUUGUCAAGGAAUGUCAAAGCUCGGUUGAUCAGGUGAAAGAAGAAGUCAAGGAUACUGUGGAUAGUCCAGUGUUGGAGAAAUCAGCAGAGAUUGGUCUUAUGGAUAAGAAAUCAGAAGUGGUCGUCCAUACACAGGAGAAACCAGAAGAGGUUUUACAAGUGGAUGAGAAAGAAGAGACAGAAGUAAGAGAAGAAGUGAGAGACAACAUUUCAUUACCAAAUGAUACUGAGGAUACAAAUGAAACGCCAAUGAAGGUGGUGAAGAAAGAGAAAAAGCCUAAUCUAAUCAAGAAGAAUGAUGGAAAUGUGCGGAUUAAUCCUACGAGAGGCUCUCCUAAGCCUAAUCAGGUGACGAAGAAACCGGAAACUAACAAGAUUGUAAGGAAAACUCCACCGAGCAAGGAAAUCAGAAACAUGAUGAAGGCAACAAAGAAACCAGCUACACCAAUCUCAAAAGCCCCACAAGGGUUUUCAGCUCCAAGAGUGUACAAGCCAGCUCCACAAAAAACUUCAUUGUCUACAUCUCACUCUUCGAUGAAGAAGGAAAAGGUCUCGCCUUUACUGAGUAAAAAACAAACCGCUCCAAAGUCAUUGCAUAUCUCUAUGAAUCUGGAUCCACCUGCUUCCGAUCCUACUGCUCUUACAAGCACUAGAAAAUCAUUGAUUAUGGAGCGAAUGGGAGAUAAAGACAUUGUCAAACGUGCAUUUAAAUCAUUUCAAAAGAGUUUCGACUUCAAGUCUUCUGACGAUGUGAUAAACACAGCAGUAAAGCAGAAUCCUGCAAAGCCAACUAGUAUUCCAUCAGUAGCUACUCGUCAGAAGGAAAAUGGCAGGCCUACAAAAGCAAGUAGCAUGGAGAAGAGAAGUGGUACUACCGCCUAUCGUUCUCCAUCUCAUGGACUCAAAAGCAAUGAGACCACUGAGAAACAAAAGAAGGAGCUUUCCAAGUCUGGUGCAAGACCUGUAGAGAAGACAGGCUUGCAGAAGAACCCAAAGGCAGGCGGAGUGAUUGAUGUCAAAACCCGGAGGGACUCUCUUAAUCCGAAAGCAAAACCUGUGCAGGGUUCUCUUCCAAUGCGGACCUUACCGAAAAGCAGUUUAGACAAGGUUUUAUGAUAGUUAUAUCGAUCCGGUUUUUAGUCUAAUCUUCUGGCAAAGAUCGCCACCAAUGUUGUUUCAUCAGUCUUGAGGUAAAGAGCCAAUGAUCUUGUUGUUAUAUAGAAAAGUCUCUAGUUGCCAGUAUUUAGUUGUGGAAGGAGUAAUAAGAGUAAGAAGAGAUGGUUAGAUUUUUCAGUUUCCUAUGUAUGUGUAUAGAACCCAAUGAUUAUGUUGUUCUGAUAAUAGACGUGUAUUGAUUCAAUCUUGUUAAUGUUCAGCAGAUAAUUUACACAGUUA
This is a messenger RNA of Arabidopsis lyrata subsp. lyrata, 2518 nucleotides long. Its product is annotated as protein WVD2-like 7. Bases 620 to 2239 code for a protein of 539 amino acids. NCBI's taxonomy places the organism in Eukaryota, Viridiplantae, Streptophyta, Magnoliopsida, Brassicales, Brassicaceae. The transcript has 8 exons. The record is from RefSeq and is a predicted model, not a curated record.